Messenger RNA from Stereum hirsutum FP-91666 SS1, 228 nucleotides. RefSeq lists its product as uncharacterized. The record is from RefSeq and is a predicted model, not a curated record. Gene Ontology annotation, molecular function: nucleic acid binding. The transcript has a single exon. The coding region runs from base 1 to 228 and encodes 75 amino acids. NCBI's taxonomy places the organism in Eukaryota, Fungi, Basidiomycota, Agaricomycetes, Russulales, Stereaceae.
AUGCGGCUUGUAUAUCUGCCAGCUUAUUCACCCGACAUGAAUCCGAUCGAAGAGGCCUUUUCGUGCAUCAAGGCCGCUAUCAGACGCAACCGCGACUAUGUGCUCGGGGAGUUGGGUGACGGUGCAUAUGCUGAUCCGUAUGCAAUGCUCUGGCAGACGGUAUAUGACACUGUUACCCCUGAGAAGGCGAGAGGAUGGUUCCGUGAUUCUGGAUAUGGUACUUUCUAA